AUGGCGUCCAACCCAAUCACCAAGCAGACAUACAUAAAAUUCCGAGGAAGGUCCGAUGAAGAAGAUGACGAUUACCAAGAUGUAGAUAACUUCAUCAAGGAAUUUGAAUCUAUCUCGUUUGCUAACAAGGAGCAUGCAGAAGAUGAUCGGAAACGAAUCUUCUCUGGUCUUCUUCGAGAUCAUGCGAGGAAUUGGUGGACACACGUCAAGCGAUUUCAAGUACUCAUUGACAGAGCUGGAGGACUUCGAUCUGGAACCAAUACGGGUCAAAUUUCUGAAGCCCAAGCCACAGAUCACUUCAUAAGCGAGUUGGAAGACCCAAUUCGAUUGUUCUACAGAGAAAGACAGAACACCCCUCCUACUUUGGACAAUGCCAUCAGUAGUACCGAGAUAUAUGAAACAGCACAUUACAAGAAGGAAUCGCGCAGAAGGGAGAAGAAGCGUUCGAAGAAGAAGAAGAGAAGGUCAAGCUCUUCUUCAAGCUCGUCGGCAUCUUCAGACUCAUCGAGCUCUUCCUCGUCAUCUUCCGAAGAAGACACUAGAAAGGCCUCACACAAGAGGAAAGAAAAGAGAAAGAAAGAUAGGAAGAAAGAAAAAACGACACCCAGACCUAGCACUCCAAAGAAAGAAGAUCCUAUGGAUACUCUUCGGAAGGAAAUGGCUGAAAACCAGGUCAUACAGCGAGUGAAUGUUAUUCCAAUCGACCUUCGUAUCCUGUACAACAAAUGGAGUGGGUCCCUACAUGAGAUUACUACGAAGGCUACCAGCAAGAAGACCAGGAGCUGCCCAAAACCUCGAAGACAGCUCGGUUAUGUACCAUUGUGUGGGAACUGUGGGAAAUCGGGACAUACAGUGGCAAACUGUGAUCAACGUCCAGCACAGCAGAAACCUACGGUACGUUUCAGUACUGCACCACCAGUCACAAUUCCGAAGGUGGAUACUCCAGUAAAUUUGGUCUCAUGGGACCAUACUAAACCUUCGGAAGAUCUGGAAAUGGAAUGGCCUGAGGAAUUUAGAGAUGAUCUUCCGAUAGAGGUCUUGAAGGUAGAGACACGAAAUACUAAGAAACAGAAGAAGAAGGGCACUUCAUCUUCAUCUUCUGAAUCACCCCCACCAAAGAAAAAGAGCGAACGGAAGAAUAUCGAAAUUUCCACUUCUUCCAAGAAGGAGACACCGAAGCAAGCCAUCGCUAGUCCGCAUGAAGAUAAGCAGCCGACUGCUUUCCCCGCGGACAUCGAGAGGAAGUCCAGGAGCUCAUCCAGAAGGAAGUACAAGAUGAAUUGGCACCCGUAG
Messenger RNA from Physcomitrium patens, 1293 nucleotides. Lineage: Eukaryota; Viridiplantae; Streptophyta; Bryopsida; Funariales; Funariaceae. The record is from RefSeq and is a predicted model, not a curated record.